GCUGAGCACGCCAUGUACACAUGCAUUGCUUGUUCGAGCAACUACACGAACAAGAAGGUUUGGGUGAGUAACAGCAAUCACCUCGGCCCUAAGCACCAUAAUCAGGUAAUUCACUGGUGCACCGAGCAGUACAAGAGGCAAGUCUACCAGAAAGGAUGGUUCAAGACCACGACGAUCGAAGAGAAUCCCGAAUAUCGCUGGGUGUGGAGCCCUCAGUACCAGAAGAAGAUGACAGAGGCAGCGCAAGCGUUGCUCGAGCAGCGUGGAGGUGGCAAGUUUGGUGCGACAGCAGCUGCGGCAGCGGCAGACCUGCGCGAUGGCGGGAUUGACCCGUAUACGGUGAUGGCUGCCGCAUCUGCAUCGCCAGCAGCGGCUUCCCGUGGAGAACAAGGUGUCGAUCUGCAGAAGCUCAAUGAGAAGAUCGACGCGCUGGGCGAGAAGAUGGACGCGCUGCAGAAUGCCGCCGACAAGAUGCAGACGGACCGCGAGGUGCUCUCUGCGAAAAUCGACCGCCUCGUCGAGACGAUCGGCAGCCUGCAGCAGAAUAUCGACGCGAAGCUCUCCGUCGGCGUG
Messenger RNA from Prorocentrum cordatum, 573 nucleotides. The record is from the annotation of a GenBank genome assembly. Lineage: Eukaryota; Dinophyceae; Prorocentrales; Prorocentraceae.